GAUAACCAGAUCUAUACUCGCAUUCAAAUACACUCAACCAACCUACAUAUCCCCAAACUCUCCCAUUCCCUUCCCUCCUUUCAUCAACCACUAACCAAUAACUUUCUUCUCCUCCUCCCGUCUUGUCCUAGUAUAACUCCUCCCUCUCUUCAUUCUUGUAUUUCCAGCAACCAGUCAUUUGAUUUUUGUCUUCAUUUUCUAUCUCAACCACCACAUCAUCAACAGAAAGAAGAAAACUACUAGAAGAUGAGAGCAGGAGGUUGCAUGGUGCAACAAGCCCUGACUCCAGAGGCAGCAACAAUAGUAAAGCAGGCGGUGAACUUGGCUCGGCAAAGAGGCCAUGCCCAAGUGACACCCCUCCAUGUUGCCACCACCAUGCUCUCCUCGCCCACCGGACUCCUCCGUUCUGCCUGCCUUCAGUCCCACUCUCACCCCCUCCAGUGCAAGGCCCUUGAGUUGUGCUUCAAUGUUUCCCUCAACCGCCUUCCGACCUCCCCUACCUCAGGCCCUCUCCUAGGGCCCUACCAAGCCCACCACCAUCUGCCAUCCUUCUCCAAUGCCCUCCUCGCCGCCUUCAAGAGGGCCCAAGCACACCAGCGCCGUGGAUCCAUGGAGAACCAGCAGCAGCCAUUGCUUGCAGCGAAGAUAGAGCUAGAGCAGCUCAUCAUCUCCAUUUUAGAUGAUCCUAGUGUGAGUAGAGUCAUGAGGGAGGCUGGCUUCUUGAGUACCCAUGUGAAGAACAACGUAGAAAAAACUCUUUCAGUGGAGAUCUGUGCUCCCAACCCUAACCCUAACCUUAGCCCUCCCAAGGAAGGCAGCAGUUUACUGACUCCAACCCAAGUGAUUAAAACCAAGCCUUUGGAUCAAGAAGAAAGCGAGGAUGUCAUGAGUGUCAUGGAGACUUUGAUGCGUGGGAAGAAUGUCGUGGUAGUAGGAGAGUUUUUAGCCACCUCUGAGAGUGUUGUUAUCGGGCUGAUGGACAGAAUUGAGAAGGAAGAGUUUCCUAAUGACGCUUUGAGGAGCAUAAAGAUCCUAACUCUUCCACUCUAUUCAUUUAGCCACAUGUCAAGAGAGGAGGUGGAACAAAAAAUUGGGGAGCUGAGGUGCCUUUUGAAGGGUUCUUGUGGGGGAAAAAGGACUGUUUUAUACUUGGGAGAUCUAAAGUGGGCAGCUAAUUAUGGGUCUAGUCGCGCGGAGAAAGUAAGAGGUUUAUACUGCCCCUUAGACCAUAUAAUCAUGGAGCUCGGGAGUUUGGUGUGUGAUGGGAUUGAAGGACAGAGUGGGAUUUUGAAGUUUGGGCUCAUGGGGAUUGCAACGGCUCAGACUUACAUGGAGUGUAGGGUUGGCCAAGCUUCACUACAAGAUAUUUGGGAUCUUCAGCCUAUCACCGUUGCUGCAAGAAGCUUGGAGUUAAGCCUCAAUUAUGGCGGCGGUCCCCAAAGUCAGUGCGAGAACAAGAGAAGUGGCAUCGAGACUUGUUGGUGUUUGCCAGAAGGGAUUAGAAGCCAGCUAGCUUGCUGUGCUGAUUGUUCUAUUAAGUUUGAGAUUGAGGCCCGAGACCUCCAAAGCAUUGUCAGUGAUACCGAUGGCUUAAUUCCCUCAGGAUUGCCAUCGUGGCUACGGCAAUAUAAAGAGGAAAAUAAAAGAGCAACAAGUAAUGAUCAGGAUUAUCUCCAGCUUAAAGAUUUAUGCAAGAAGUGGAACUCCAUAUGCAAUGCAGCCCAAAAAUGCCAACACCACCAAUCCGAGAAAACCCUAAAAUUCUCUUCUGCCUCUCCAAAUUUUUCCAUCUCUCCUUAUGAUCAGCCACACUCUAGCAUGCACCAAAUCCCCCAUGCUUGGCCAAUCACAAUCAACAUAGAUAACUCAUGGAGGGAACACCAUUUCUGUAUGUCAAACAAAGACUCACAAGAGCAGGAAGGGCAGAGAUUAUCCCAUGAUAUUGGAUCCAACUCUAAUAUGGCUUCUUCUAGUGAUUCCAUGGAAAUAGAGUACCAUUGUAAAUUUAAGGAGCUCAAUGCAGAGAAUCUGAAGAACCUUUGCAGUGCAUUGGAGGAAAAAGUCCCAUGGCAGAAGGACAUCAUCCCUGAGAUUGCAAGCACCAUCCUCCAAUGCAGAUCAGGAAUGAUAAGAAGGAAAGAGAAGACGAGGUUGAGCAGGAUCAAGGAAGAGACGUGGUUGUUCUUUGAAGGUGGUGAUGUUGAGGGCAAAGAUAAGAUUGCCAGAGAGCUAGCCAGCCUCGUUUAUGGCUCUUACAACAACUUUCUUUCAAUUGGAGUCAGCACCUUCUCAUCACCAAGGUCUGAUUCCACUGACGAUCUCCGAAAUAAGAGGUCAAGGUCGGAAGCAACCGAUAACUAUCUCAAGACGUUCAUUGAAGCAAUCCAUGAUAAUCCACAUCGUGUCAUCAUAAUGGAAGACAUUGACGAAGUAGAUUACCACUCGCAACUGGGUAUUGGGACCGCCAUUGAGAGAGGAAGAGUACAAAACUGCAAGGGUGAGGAGAUUAGUAUUAGUGAUGCAAUUAUCAUCUUUAGUUGUGAAAGCAUUAAUUCGCAAGCAAGAUCUUGCUCACCUGCAACUAAGCAAAAACUGAAUGGCCUUGAAGAGGAGGAAGAAGCGGACGACAAAUAUACCAGUGCAAAUGUUUCUUUAGAUUUAAAUCUUUGUUCCGUUGACAAUCAUGAGGAUCGGUCCUUUGAUGGUCUGGGGCUUGUUGAAUCAGUGGACAGAAUGUUCUUUUUCAAAUUGCCGGAGGAACUGUAAUUCAAGAGCAGUCUUUGUUAAGAAUCUUUGGUUGCUUGUCCUCCCUGUUGAAUCCUGGUGACCUUUUUCUGAAUUUUGAAAUGAGGAAAGAACUGUAGCUUAACAUAAUGGGAUACUGUAGUUACUUGGAACAAAUGUAUAUUAAGUAGUUUUUUCCCCAUCUUUUUCGAGAAGUGAACUAAUGGGUUGGUAUUGCUCUUCUUAAAAAAUAUUGACAUCCAGUGGUUAUUGUUUCUGUUGUCUUUCAACUUUAGAAGGGUGACUUGUAAUUAUU
Molecule: messenger RNA, 3040 nt
Organism: Elaeis guineensis (African oil palm)
Lineage: Eukaryota; Viridiplantae; Streptophyta; Magnoliopsida; Arecales; Arecaceae
Product: protein SMAX1-LIKE 3
Source: RefSeq, a predicted model, not a curated record